GUAAAAAGUGACAACAGUCAAAAAUUGCCAGACCAACAUUUUCUCCUGUUGGCUAUGAAGGAGGAAGAUAUAAUAACAGCAGACACCAAAAAAACAAACAGAGUUCACGAGCAUGAAAAAGAAAACACCCGUUCUGUCUGUCUUCUUGAACAGAAACGCAAGGUUGUUUCUUCAAAUAUUGAUGUGCCUCCAGCAAGAAAAUCUUCAGAAGAACUGGACAUGGAUAAAGUGACAGCAGCUAUGGUACUAACCAGUUUGUCCACCAGCCCUUUGGUUCGCAGCCCUCCUGUCCGACCCAGUGAUUCUCUGAAUGGAUCUUGGAAGGAAGGAGGAUUUGUGCCUUCCAGUACCAGCAGCAGUGGAUACUGGAGCUGGAGUGCUCCAAGUGAUCAGUCUAAUCCAUCCACCCCAUCUCCACCUCUGUCUGCCGAUAGCUUCAAACCUUUUCGAACACCUUCCCAGCCAGAUGAUGGUAUUGAUGAAGCUGAAACAAGCAACCUUCUCUUUGAUGAACCCAUCCCUAGGAAGAGAAAGAAUUCCAUGAAGGUGAUGUUCAAAUGCCUUUGGAAGAACUGUGGAAAGGUACUGAGCACAGCUGCAGGGAUUCAGAAACACAUCCGGACCAUUCACCUUGGACGAGUAGGAGAGUCUGACUACAGUGAUGGAGAAGAAGAUUUUUAUUAUACAGAGAUCAGACUUAACACAGAUUCAGUGGCUGAUGGCUUAAGCAGUCUUUCUCCAGUCUCUCCAUCUCUAGCAUCUCCUCCUUCUUUUCCAACCCAAGAUGUAAGCCGUCCUGAAACAUCAUGUGCCAAAACUGAGACUAAAGUGAUGACACCUCUGAGCCGCUCAGCUCCUACCAAUCUCUACCUCGUACACACGGACCAUGCUUACCAGGCCACGCCUCCAGUGAACAUUCCAGGGUCAACGAAGUUCACUCCCAAUGGCAGUAGCUUUAGCAUCUCUUGGCAGUCACCUCCAGUUACCUUCACUGGCAUUCCGGUCUCUCCAACUCGUAAUCAUCCUGCAGGGAGUGGAGAGCAGAAACAGACUCACACAGUUCUCUCAUCACCACCCAGAGUAACAUUUGGCCUGAG
This is a messenger RNA of Alligator sinensis (Chinese alligator), 1097 nucleotides long. RefSeq names its product zinc finger protein 704 (gene ZNF704). Gene Ontology annotation, biological process: regulation of transcription by RNA polymerase II. Gene Ontology annotation, cellular component: nucleus. Lineage: Eukaryota; Metazoa; Chordata; Crocodylia; Alligatoridae. The annotation marks the transcript as partial. Gene Ontology annotation, molecular function: DNA-binding transcription factor activity; RNA polymerase II cis-regulatory region sequence-specific DNA binding. The record is from RefSeq and is a predicted model, not a curated record. The transcript is spliced from 7 exons.